UCCAUAGAUCAUGACGACUUUGGCCUUCGAGUCAAGUCCUCCUGUUACUUCUAUGAUCCGGUAAUCACGUUCUUGAUGCGGUAUCGAGGCCUUCCAAGUCAACUCCGAUCCCUCUAGUUCUGCUGUAUAACGAGGCACUACGCUGAUCGACUGCUUCCCCACCCUCCACGAUGAAGGAGACCAGUCGCUUCGAUCUCAGGCGGAUGCAGUCCAGCGUUUGCUCCUCGGACGAUGUUGCGGUGCUGGUGAGGGUCUUAGCGGUGCUGCUGCUUCUGGUCGUCGCGGUCUCCGUCGUGAGCACGUCGACGGAGCAGAAGCUGUGGGCUUGGAGCGUCAGCUCGGAGGAGGAGAUCAGCUACCGGCCUCCCACCAGUCUGAUGCACAACAUGAGCGACGAGCAGCUGUUCGAGCAUGCGUUGAGGGUGAGCAAGCUGAGCAAGUAUCGAUCGAGGGGGACGCCCAAGGUUGCGUUCAUGUUCUUGGCGGAAGAACGCAUCUCUCUGACGCCUCUCUGGGACAGGUAUUUUAGAGGAUAUCAAGGGCUCUACUCGACCUACAUCCACAGUUCGCAGGGCGACUAUGCAGUGAAUUCAGUGUUCUACAAGAGGCAGAUCCCCAGCACGGCGUCCGACAGCAAAAGCUUCUCCACGAUAGACGCCGCGAGACGACUCCUGGCGAACGCACUGCUCGAUCUCUCGAACGAGCGCUUCGUCCUGCUGUCGCCCGCCUGCAUCCCGCUCUUCAACUUCAGCUUCACCUACAAGUACCUGAUGAGCUCCAAGUACAGCUUCGUGGAGGCCUUCGACAUGCCCGGCCCCGGCGCGAGGGGCCGCUACACCCCCAAACUCGCACCCGAGGUCGGCCUCUCGCAGUGGCGCAAGGGCACGCAGUGGCUGGAGGUGAGCCGCCGGGUGGCCCUCGUCGUCGUCAACGACACCACCGUGUACCCCAAGUUCGAUCGACUCCGCAGUGAGAUGAUCGUGCAGCACGAGCACUACUUCCCUACCGUGCUCACGGUCAAGGCCGCCCACAUCAUAGCUAACAGAAGCAUUACAUGGGAGCUGUGGAGAAGCGGGCAGUUCGAGCCGGUGACGUUCGGGAUGGAGGAUACCACAGAGCAACUCCUGCGGAAGAUCAAUGAGGAGCACGAGUGCUCCCACAAUGACAAGCCGACGGCAGUCUGCUUCCUCUUCGCCCGGAGGUUUGCUCCAAGUGCUUUGUGGCCUCUGCUGAAACUGGCACCCACUUCCCUUGGAUUUGGUUCUCGUGAAACUUAUUGAUGUUGUUGCCAUUAGAGUUCAUAUCAAUCUUCAAGAAUAAACCCAGAAUGUUCAGAAAUUGAGUUUUCUUUGCCUGAUCUGCUGACCUGAAACAAAUCUUUCUGCUCUACUUGUGUAAUUGGCUGCUUCAGCACAUUGUUUUGAGAAGCCUUUGCAUCACCUAUAACACAACCUUUGUAUCA
Messenger RNA from Musa acuminata subsp. malaccensis (wild Malaysian banana), 1462 nucleotides. Its product is annotated as glycosyltransferase BC10-like. The record is from RefSeq and is a predicted model, not a curated record. NCBI's taxonomy places the organism in Eukaryota, Viridiplantae, Streptophyta, Magnoliopsida, Zingiberales, Musaceae. Gene Ontology annotation, molecular function: glycosyltransferase activity. Gene Ontology annotation, cellular component: membrane.